Messenger RNA from Musa acuminata AAA Group (dessert banana), 2145 nucleotides. RefSeq lists its product as uncharacterized. Lineage: Eukaryota; Viridiplantae; Streptophyta; Magnoliopsida; Zingiberales; Musaceae. Gene Ontology annotation, molecular function: RNA-DNA hybrid ribonuclease activity; nucleic acid binding. Bases 1 to 2145 code for a protein of 714 amino acids. The transcript has 5 exons. Gene Ontology annotation, biological process: DNA integration. The record is from RefSeq and is a predicted model, not a curated record.
AUGCGUAUUAACGCCGACUUGAUAUGCGCCAGCGUCACCCGCUCCCAGACAACGACUGAAUCGUCUGACCCCACGCGCUCGGCCGAGGUAGAGGGGGACGUCGGCCGAAGCUCGCCCAUACCCUACGACAGUUCGACGGUCAAGAUCGGUUCGGAGCUGCCCGAGCGGGAACGAAAGCAGCUCGUCAGCCUCCUGCGGGAAAACGCCGACAUCUUCGCCUGGUCCCCAUCUGAUAUGAUGGGCGUCGAUUCGGAGGUUGCACAACAUCGCCUCAACAUUUCGCCUGAUGCUCGCCCGGUAAAACAGAAACCCAGACGGCAGGCCCCUGAUCGGCAACUCGCCAUACGAGGAGAAGUGGGCCGACUCUUAGCGGCAGGCUUCAUAGAAGAAGCCAGUCUCAACAAUGCAUGCCCAAAAGACUGCUACCCCCUUCCAAAGGUCGACCAGUUGGUCGACGCGACGGCUGGACACGCCCGCCUCUCCUUUAUGGACGCCUUCUCGGGAUACAACCAAAUCAGAAUGGUGCCCGAAGACCAAGAGCAUACAGCCUUUCUCACCGACCAAGGGGUAUACUUUUACAAGGUCAUGCCUUUCGGGUUAAAAAAUGCUGGGGCAACAUACCAGAGAACAGUGAACAAAAUGUUCGCCCAUCAGAUCGGGCGGAACAUGGAAGUUUACGUGGACGACAUGAUUGUAAAAAGCCAAGAGGCGGGAGCCCACCUUGCCGACCUGACUGAGGCAUUCGCCACACUGCGCAAGUUCGGCAUGCGACUCAACCCCGCGAAGUGUGCUUUUGGCGUCACCUCGGGGAAGUUCCUCGGGUUCAUCAUUCACGAAAGAGGAAUUGACGCCAACCCAGAGAAGGUCCAGGCAAUCAUCGACAUGCAGUCGCCUCGGACGAUUAAAGACCUGCAGCGCCUCAACGGGAGGCUCUUCGUCAUGUCUCAUUUCCUCGCCCGGUCGGGCGAUCGCUGCCUCCCCUUCUUCAGGGCGCUAAAGAGCCCGAAGAAUUUUCAGUGGACGGCGGAGUGCGAGGAAGCCUUCAAACAAAUAAAGCAGAACUUGGCCAACCUCCCCCGGCUUGCAUCAGUUUCUCCCGGCGAGAAGCUGGGCCUCUACCUGGCUGCCUCCCAGCACGCAGCUCACCCGGUGGAGGUCAUCACCGACCAACCGCUUCGGCAAGUCUUAUCUAAAUUUGAUGUUGCAGGGUGGCUCCUCAAAUGGGCGGUGGAACUCGGCGAACAUGACAUACGAUACGUGCCCAGGACCGCCAUUAAAGUCCAGUCUGUGGCCGACUUCAUCGCUGAAUUAACCCAGGUCGCGGACGGGGAUCUCGUUCAACCUCCCGAAGCAUGGGUCCUACACGUGGACGGAUCGGCCAAUUCAAAGGGUGCCGGCGCAGGGCUUGUGCUGCUAGCUCCCGACGGACGCUUGUUCGAGCGCUCCCUCCGCUUCGGGUUCCAAGCCACCAAUAACGAGGCGGAAUAUGAGGCGCUCCUGGCAGGACUCAGGUUGGCCCUCGAAAUGCAAGUGGCUACCAUACACGUCCUCACCGACUCGCAGCUGGUAGCCGAGCAACUCAGCGGCGGAUACGAGGCUCGGGACCCAACCAUGGCAAAGUACCUAGCACAGGUGAGGAACCUAACCGCCAAAUUCCCUCAUUUUACAUUAUAUAAUAUUUCGAGGGAAGAGAACGGACCGGCCGACGCGCUAGCUAGGCUGGCGUCAAGGCCGGCCUCUGAAGCUCGGCCCGAGGUCGAGGAGCUCCCCGCCCGUGCCAUAGAAAUAGCAGCUGCGGCCUCAGGCAGCAUGCCGACCACAUGGGUACAGGAGCUACUACGCUUUAAACGAGACGGGACCCUUCCUCCCGACGAGGUUGCGGCUCGGCACCUGCGUCGUACGCAUGCGUGGUACUCCGAGUGGGGUUUGGACCUGCUCGGACCCUUCCCGCCAGCCGCAGGUCAGCGGAAGUACAUCAUCGUGGGAGUGGAUUAUUUCACGAAGUGGGUUGAGGCCGAACUGUUGGCGACGAUAGCGGAGCGUCAAAUUGAAAAGUUCGUGUGGAGGAACCUGGUGACCCGGUUCGGCCUGCCCAAAACCAUCAUUACUGAUAACGGGCCUCAGUUCGCCAGUAGAAGAUUCUAG